CUGAUUGGUUGUGGAGCCAGAAUUCCAGUCGUAUAUAAAGGGAUCGCUGGCUGAGUCCACGGAGCUGUUGUUGUUUUUCUCCGUCUGCAGCUGCGCAGAACGCCGACAGGACGCGACAUGGGUUCGAGCCUCCUCCUGCUGGCGCUGGCCGGGCUGGCCGCCGCAUUCCCCGCCGACGAUCCCUUGGACGGAGGGAAGCACUGGGUGGUGAUCGUGGCCGGCUCCAACGGCUGGUACAACUACCGGCACCAGGCCGACGCCUGCCAUGCCUACCAGAUCGUGCACCGGAACGGGAUCCCGGACGAGCAGAUCGUGGUGAUGAUGUACGACGACCUGGCCCAGAACGAGGCAAACCCCACCCCCGGAGUAAUCAUCAACCAGCCCAACGGCUCCGACGUGUACGCCGGCGUUCCCAAAGAUUACACUGGAGAUGAAGUGACUCCGGAGAACUUCCUGGCGGUCCUGAAGGGCGACUCCAAAGGUGUCAAGGGGGGUUCUGGAAAAGUUCUGAAGAGCGGCCCCAAAGACCACGUCUUCGUUUACUUCACCGACCACGGCGCUCCCGGGAUUCUGGCCUUCCCCAACGAUGACCUCCACGAGGAAGACCUGCUGGACGCCAUCCAGUUCAUGCACAAGAACAACAAGUACAGACGGAUGGUGUUCUACAUCGAGGCGUGCGAGUCCGGGUCCAUGAUGGAGCAUCUCCCAGCGGACAUCAACGUGUACGCCACCACGGCCGCCAACGACCACGAGUCGUCCUACGCCUGCUACUACGACGAGAAGAGGGACACCUACCUGGGCGACUGGUACAGCGUGAACUGGAUGGAGGAUUCUGAUGCGGAGGACCUGAGCAAAGAGACGCUGCUGAAGCAGUUCAAGAUCGUGAAGAGCCACACCAACACCAGCCACGUGCAGCAGUACGGCAACAAGACCAUGGCCCACAUGAAGGUCAUCGCGUUCCAGGGUAGUCCCAAGACCUACACCCCACCCGCCCCCGAGGGCGGCCUCCGCCCGGUCAGGAACCUGGACCUGACCCCGAGCCCCGACGUCCCCCUCGCCAUCCUCAAGAGGAAGAUGAUGUCGUCCAACGACAUCAGAGUCGCCCGCAACCUGCUGAUGGAGAUCGACAGCCACCUCAAGGUCAGGCAGACGCUGGAGGACAGCAUGCGGCGCAUCGUGGAGAAGGUGACGGGCAGCAAGGUGAAGGCCGCCGAGCUGCUCAACCAGAGAGCCGAGCUGACGCAGCGCGGCUGCUACAAGACGGCAGUCCGGCACUACAAGCAGACCUGCUUCAACUGGCACACCACGCAGUACGAGUACGCCCUGAGACAUCUGUUUGCUCUGCUGAACCUGUGCGAGAGCGGAUACCCUGCAGCCAGCAUCCAGGCAGCCAUGGACUCUGUGUGUCCCUUCAGCCACUGAGAGGAUCUGCAGACCCUCACGGUCCUCCACACAGAACAAGCUGCUCUUUGCUCGCCUUACAAUCACUUCUGGAUGUGGAUCUGCAUGUUAGCUGCAGAUCAGCCGGACUUUGAAGGUUGAUCUAGAAAUACUCAUCCAGCCUGGAUGAGCAGGAAAACCUCUCCUGCAGACAUGACCUAAAUGAAUGAGAAAACACAACAGUAACACUUUUUAAAAUUGUUUUUAUCCGUUUGACGGGGAGUUUGUAUUUUGAUGAGUUGCACUUUCACUGUGAAGAGUUUGUGGAGUUUUGAUUUUAUUGUUUUUAUAAAGAUUAGCCGACAAUCGUGUUGUGACUUUUGCUCUGAGCUCUUACUGAAUUCUUGGCUUUAAUGAAAAAAGGAUCUAGCACUAAACAAUGAAUGUGUUUCUGAGUCUGCUGUGAUGCAGAAAUCUGCAAAUAAAUUCUGACAAACCAAA
Messenger RNA from Oryzias melastigma (Indian medaka), 1881 nucleotides. RefSeq names its product legumain (gene lgmn). The coding region runs from base 118 to 1422 and encodes 434 amino acids. NCBI's taxonomy places the organism in Eukaryota, Metazoa, Chordata, Actinopteri, Beloniformes, Adrianichthyidae. Gene Ontology annotation, biological process: vacuolar protein processing. The record is from RefSeq and is a predicted model, not a curated record. Gene Ontology annotation, molecular function: cysteine-type endopeptidase activity. The transcript has 14 exons.